ACGACGGGACCAAAAAAAAAAGCUAAUUUGUCACAACACCCACGGUGACAGCAGAGUGACGAGUUCACACCGAGCCACCAGGCUCUCACCGCGGUCAGCAGCCCCGUGGCAGCUCCCUAACGAUUUAAGAAACGCCGCCGGUGGUGGGUGACGCACCAGAAGCUAACGGCUAACAGCUAACCUCGUCAACCUCUGUGAACCGCGGACGUCACUAUUAGUAAACAAUGUGGGGCAUUUGCAGCAGAACCAUGGUGAAGGUAGGGAUGGCGAAACCCUGUGGCCUAGUGAAAACCAAUCACUUGGUGAAGCCUGUGUCGGCGACUCGGGUCGCCGGCAGAUACCUGACCCACCAGCAGGGUCUGCCAGGCCUGCCCGUGCCCCCACUGCAGCAGACGUGUGAGCGAUACAUUGCAGCGCUGGAGCCCAUGGUGGAGGCAGAGGAGCUGAGGCGCACCAAAGAGAUGGUGAGGGAGUUUCAGAAGGAGGGAGGCGUCGGGGAGCAUCUGCAGAGAGGCCUGGAGGCCCGAGCAGGCAGGACAGAGAACUGGUUGUCAGAGUGGUGGGUGCAGCUCGCUUAUCUUGAAUACCGCCUCCCCGUGGUCGUCCAUUCCAGUCCCGGGCUGGUUCUGCCUCGGAUGAACUUUAGCGACAAACCGGGACAAAUCAGAUUUGCUGCCAAGCUGAUAGCUGGGGUGCUGGACUUUAAAACCAUGAUUGACAAUGAGACUCUUCCUGUGGAGUACCUGGGAGGAAAGCCUCUGUGCAUGAAUCAGUAUUAUGAGGUGCUGUCGUCGUGUCGCAUCCCUGGUCUGAGCAGGGACUCGGUGGUGAAUCACGCUAAGAGCUCGCCGCCGCCCAGACACAUCACUGUCAUACACAACUUCCAGUUUUUUGCACUGGACGUGUACAACAGUGACGGGACUCCGCUGACGGUCGAUCAGCUCUGCGUGCAGCUGGAGAGAAUCUGCAGCUCCUCGUCUCAGAGCAACGCGGAGCCCGUCGGCAUCCUGACCACGCAGCACCGCGACGCCUGGGGGAAAGCCUACGUCAGCCUCACAGAGGAUGAAACCAACAGAGCGUCGGUGUCGGCGAUCCAGAGAAGCAUCUUCGUCUUGUGUUUGGACGGAGCGAGGCCUCAAGUGUCCGACGAGAUGUACCGCAGCUCCGCCGCCGUCCAGAUGCUGCACGGAGGCGGCAGCAAGUGGAACAGCGCCAACCGCUGGUUCGAUAAGACGCUACAGUUCAUUAUCGGAGAGGAUGGUACGUGCGGCGCAAACUACGAGCAUGCCCCAGCCGAAGGCCCGCCCAUUGUAGCUUUGAUCGACCACGUUGUAGAAUACACGAGGAAGACGGAGGAUGCGCAGGGUCUAAGUGACCCGCUGCCCGUCCCCCAGAAACUUCAUUUCAACAUCACACCUGAGAUCAAGAAGGACAUCGAAGACGCCAAGCAGAGUAUGAACAAGAUCGCUCAGGAUCUGGACAUGAGGGUCAUGGUGUUUGGUCACUUUGGGAAAAACGUCCCCAAGACCCACAAGAUGAGUCCUGACGCCUUCAUACAGAUGGCGCUGCAGUUGGCCUACUACAGGAUGUACCAGCGCUGCUGUGCCACGUAUGAAAGCGCAUCGCUGCGAAUGUUCCGACUCGGGCGCACAGACACGAUCCGAUCGGCGUCAAGCGCCUCGUCUGCCUUCAUCAGAGCCUUCGAUGACACCAGCAAACAGAACACAGAGAAGCUUGACCUGAUGGAGAAAGCUGUCCAAGCUCACAGGUCGUACACAAACAUGGCGAUCAGUGGUCAGGCCAUAGACCGACACCUGCUCGGCCUGAGGAUGCAGGCUGUGGAGGAAAACCUCGCCGUGCCCGAAAUCUUCCAAGACGCCGCCUACGCCAAAGCGCUACACUACCAGCUGUCUACAAGUCAGGUUCCAUCCAAGACGGACUGCGUCAUGUGCUUCGGUCCGGUCGUACUGAACGGAUACGGCGUGUGCUACAACCCCAUGAAUGACCACAUCAAUUUUGCCGUGUCGUCAUUCAACACCUGCGAGGAGACGAAUGCGUGGCGCCUGGCUCAGGCCGUGGAGGGAGCGCUGCUGGACUUGAGGACUCUGCUGGAACAGACACCACGAGCCAAACUGUAAAGCUCCUCCUCUUCUGCCUCCUCACCUCACUGAAGUCAUGUGACCUGACAGCAUCCAUGGACCAGGUACCUCACACCUGGGUCAGCUACUGUUCCGCUCCAGUCUGUGCUAGCGAUGAUCGUGCACUUAAAAUGAUGCCGUGCAAUCUCAACUCAAACUCUGAAACACAAUUGUUAGAAACGAAGCACAGCGGGGAAAAAUCAACCCAAUAAUAAUAAUAAUUAAUGAUAAAUAAACACAGAUGUGCUAAAAUGACAGAAAGAGAUUCAGCUACUUUAAUGUUGGUUUAUUUAUUAAGUUCAUUUAGUUUUUCCAAGACCUUUUUAGACAAAACUACAUGUCUGUUUGAUCACUGUUUAAAACGACCGCAUCGUCACAGUCAAAAUGGCCAGCUUGGAAGACACGACACAUGAAAACGGUACAAACACUGAAGAGCAGAGCUCUCCACAAGCAGAGAGUCAUGAAUAAAUAAUGUGUAAUAAAAUCAGGCAAAGUUACCAGAUGUUUUUGAAAGAUGCUCCUUUUAAGAAGGCACGUUUUUCUACAUUAGCCUGUCUUUGUGCCUGUGGUUCAGCGUUAACAUUUUUGAUAUCAGGGAAAAGAAUGUGUAUGAGUGUUCAGCAUGUUUGUCUGGACAGUAAAAUCUAUUUAUACCAAUGAUAACAUCUUUGUAUUACGCAGUACUUGA
Molecule: messenger RNA, 2826 nt
Organism: Solea solea (common sole)
Lineage: Eukaryota; Metazoa; Chordata; Actinopteri; Pleuronectiformes; Soleidae
Gene: crata
Product: carnitine O-acetyltransferase a
Exons: 14
Coding region: 225-2138 (637 amino acids)
Biological process (GO): carnitine metabolic process, CoA-linked
Cellular component (GO): peroxisome
Molecular function (GO): carnitine O-acetyltransferase activity
Source: RefSeq, a predicted model, not a curated record